Molecule: messenger RNA, 927 nt
Organism: Cercospora beticola
Lineage: Eukaryota; Fungi; Ascomycota; Dothideomycetes; Mycosphaerellales; Mycosphaerellaceae
Biological process (GO): carbohydrate transport; transmembrane transport
Cellular component (GO): membrane
Molecular function (GO): carbohydrate:proton symporter activity
Source: RefSeq, a predicted model, not a curated record
AUGGAGUUACAGAAUAUCAAAGAGUCCCUCGAAGUGCAGAACUUGGGCAAUGGUUUCGAAAUGAAAGAGCUGCUCACCAACGGUCCUUCGCAAAACUUACGUCGCACUCUGCUUGGUGUCGCAAGCCAGUUCUUCCAGCAGUUUACUGGUAUUAAUCUUGUUACUUAUUAUGCGACUUUCGUUUUCGAGAACUCCCUUGGUUUCGGUCCAGAUAUGUCCCGUCUGCUAGCAGCAGCGAACGGCACGGAAUACUUCAUCGCAGCACUAUGCGGUCUACCUCUGAUCGAACGACUCGGUCGGCGCAAACUCAUGUUGAGCUGCGCAUUCGGUAUGGCAGCUAGCAUGGCGAUUUUAGCUGGCACCGUAAGUACGGGACAAGAAGAUCCAGAGACUGGCGCUCCGGUACUUGGAAACGCUGCUGGCAUCACCGCCACUGUGAUGCUGUUCGUGUUCAACACAUUCUUCGGUAUGUCCAAUCCAUUUAAUGUGCUCAGAGCUCUUGCUGACAUGAGAAAAGCCAUCGGCUGGUUGGGCAUGACCUGGCUGUAUCCGGCUGAAAUCACAAGCCUGCGAAUUCGAAUCCAAGCAAAUGCUCUGUCCACAUGCUCGAAUUGGUUGAGCAAUUUUGUGAUUGUUAUGAUUACUCCUCCGGCAUUCGCGAGUUUGGGCUACCAAACAUACAUCAUUUUCGCGGUACUGAACACGGCGAUUAUACCUGCUGUAUACUUCUUCUUCCCUGAACCCAAGGGACGAAGUCUCGAAGAGCUUGACGUUAUCUUCGCCAGUGCGCAUGCAGAUGGCGUUAGUCCUGUGAAGCGAGCGAGAGAGAUGCCGAAGUUGGAAGAUAAUGCUCUGGAAGCAGAACUUGUCAAGUACUUUGGAGGUGAUGUUGAGGAGGUGCGGAGGAGGAGUUCUGUGGGCAUGUAA